AGAAGUAAAAGUGUAAGGCAUUGGGGUGCAAUGGCCAUUGCAAAGAGCGCUGUUCUUAUCUUGCUCUUUGCAUUGGUCUGCAACGCGAACGGAGCACCAAAACUACCACGUAUUGCUGGUCCUGACAUGUUCAAGAAUAAAAAUGUGGCUAAGGAUGUUCUACUUCCUGGCGAGCAAAUAAUUAACGUCAUGGAUUUUGGAGCCAAACCUGAUGGCAGGUUCGAUUGCACCCAGGCGUUCAUGGAUGCAUGGCAAAAGUUGUGCCAUCAAACGACGGGGCCAGCGAGGCUUUUGAUUCCUGAAGGCAGAUUCUUGGUUUCGUCUAUGUAUUUCAGUGGACCAUGCACUUGUCAAACUCCAGUAACAAUUCAAGUUAAAGGGUAUGUGAUGGCUACCACGGAUAUUUCGGAGUAUGAAAACGGCGACUGGCUCAUGUUCGAGAAGCACAAUGGCUUGAAAAUUAUUGGCGGGGGCACUUUCGAUGGGCAGGGAAAGAAGUCGUGGGAGUACUCCGAGAAUUGCGAAUCUGGUGCAGACAGUGUUUGCGCCAGGAAUCCAAGCAGCCUUUUCUUCAGCGAUAGCAGCAACGUGGUUGUACAGGGCAUCAGGACUGCUAAUCCCAAAGGCUUUCACAUAUUCGUUACCAAAUGUACAAACGUAAGAUUGAGAAAACUGAAGCUGGUUGCCCCGGAAACCAGCCCCAACACUGAUGGCAUCCAUGUCAGCCACUCUGACACCGUGAUUAUGUCCAGAAACACCAUUGCAACUGGGGAUGAUUGCAUCUCUAUGAUACAAGGAGUGAAAAAUGUUUUCAUCAACAGACUCAAGUGUGGCCCUGGCCACGGUAUAAGUAUCGGUAGCCUUGGGAAAUAUCAGAAUGAGGAAGAGGUGAGAGGCAUUCGAAUCCAGAAUUGCUCAUUGAUCAACACAACCAAUGGCCUCAGAGUGAAAGCAUGGCCAGAUAGAUUUGCAGGUGCAGCCUCAGACAUAAGCUUCAGUAACAUUAACAUGCAAAAUGUCAGGAACCCUAUCAUCAUUGACCAAGAGUAUGAAUGUUAUCCAGACUGCAAAAAGAAGCCGUCACUUGUAAGGAUCCAAAAUGUUCAUUUCCAAAAUGUGAAAGGAACAACAACUUCACCACUUGCAGUGGACUUAAGGUGCAGCAAGCUGUUUGGAUGCCAAGGUGUUACAGUUAGAGACAUUGACCUGAAGUUUGGAGAUGCCCCAACCACCUCAAGAUGUGUCAAUACUCAACCUCUCUUUGCUGGUUUGCUAAUGCCCCCAGCUUGCGCAUAGGUGUCAUGCCUUAUUGCGAUUUUUAGAUCGAGCUAUAACGGGAGUUUACAUAUGCUAGGAGCAUGUUUGUAUGGGGGAAAAUGUUCUUGUUUUUUUGAGGAAUGGUUUUCGUUCACGUUUGAUUGAUUAACUAAAUAAAGUUAAAACGCCUUCAAUGCCUACUA
Vigna angularis (adzuki bean) is the source of this 1460-nucleotide messenger RNA. Its product is annotated as polygalacturonase. NCBI's taxonomy places the organism in Eukaryota, Viridiplantae, Streptophyta, Magnoliopsida, Fabales, Fabaceae. The transcript is spliced from 5 exons. Gene Ontology annotation, biological process: carbohydrate metabolic process. Gene Ontology annotation, molecular function: polygalacturonase activity. Bases 31 to 1296 code for a protein of 421 amino acids. The record is from RefSeq and is a predicted model, not a curated record.